CAUUGCACGCAGCUCGAGGAGGAGGAGGAGGAGGAGGAAAGGUGAAAGCAAGGGAGGGAGAGAAAGAUGGAGCAGGGAGCGCCGGUGGAACUGACCUCUGGCGCGAGUGGGAGAAUCAUCCUGGUCAUCCGGAAGAUACGGCGGUCGGCGCCGACUCCGGAUUCCCUUCUCCGCGCGCUCAUCUUCCUCCACUCCAUCACCCUCUGGUUCCUCCUCCUCAUCCGGAGCCGGAGCCCGCUCUCCUGGAAGGCGACCGCGACAUCUGCCGUUUCCCAGGUUCCCCUGCGACUGAGGAACGGCGGAGGGAGGUGGUCGGCCUCCGUAGAGGACGAGGACGUGAGGCGGCGGCGGGCGCUAGCAGAGGAGACGAAGAUGGGAUCCUCGUCGGAGGAAGGGGUCGCGUGCCGAUGCGAGACAUUUGUGUUCGAGGGUCCGAGGAGGAACUCGCUCUUCUGCCGGUCGUGGCUACCUUCUUCUGGGGAUUUGAGGGGUGUAGUGGUGAUACUUCAUGGGCUGAAUGAACACAGUGGUAGAUACUCGCGCUUUGCUACGCAAUUAAAUGCAUGCGACUUUGGAGUAUAUGCAAUGGACUGGAUAGGGCAUGGUGGUAGUGAUGGAUUACAUGGAUAUGUACCUUCUUUAGAUUAUGUUGUGGAGGACACUGUGAAGUUUCUGAAGAAAAUCAAACAUGAACAUGAAGGUGUUCCAUGUUUACUCUUUGGUCACUCCACUGGAGGAGCUAUAGUUUUAAAGGCAGCUUGCUUUCCUCAUAUUGAAACUAUGGUGGAAGGGGUCAUAAUGACAUCUCCCGCAUUGCGAGUGACACCAUCUCAUCCGAUAGUAGGGGCUGUUGCUCCACUUAUUUCUCUUGUGCUACCAAAGCUUCAAUUCAAGGGAGCUAGCAAACCAGGCAUUGCUGUGUCAAGAGACCCGGCAGCUUUGUCUGCCAAAUACUCGGACCCAUUAGUCUAUACUGGGCCAAUAAGAGUUCGAACUGGGCAUGAGAUCCUGCGUCUCUCUUCCUACCUACUGAAGAAGAUGAAGUCCAUCACUGUCCCUUUCUUAGUCAUGCAUGGCACUGCCGACAGGGUCACCGAUCCUCUGGCCUCUAUGGAUCUCUACAAUGUGGCUGCAUCAAAGCGCAAGGAUAUACGACUCUACGAGGGCUUGCUGCAUGACCUUCUAUUUGAGCCCGAGCGGGAUGAAGUCGUCGCGGAUAUAAUUAACUGGAUCAAGAGGAGGUUGGAGCAGAAAUCUGAUGAAGUGAACGAGUCCAUGGAGAAAGCUAUUUAGUAACAUAAUGCUGUUAUAAUUAUUAUAAUAUUAUUAAAUAAUACUAUAAUAAUUGUUUAAUAGUUUUUAUAACUGUGUAACAUAAUGCUGUUAUAAUAUUAUAAUAAUUAUUUAAUAGCUUAUAUAAUUGUGUAAUGGCUACUAUAAUUAUUUUAAAAUGAUUAUGAGAAAUUAAAUAUUUUUGAUCAA
This is a messenger RNA of Zingiber officinale, 1482 nucleotides long. RefSeq names its product monoacylglycerol lipase-like. The record is from RefSeq and is a predicted model, not a curated record. Gene Ontology annotation, cellular component: membrane. Gene Ontology annotation, molecular function: lipase activity. Lineage: Eukaryota; Viridiplantae; Streptophyta; Magnoliopsida; Zingiberales; Zingiberaceae. The transcript has 7 exons. The coding region runs from base 67 to 1293 and encodes 408 amino acids.